This is a messenger RNA of Strongyloides ratti, 861 nucleotides long. RefSeq names its product Endonuclease III-like protein 1. Gene Ontology annotation, molecular function: DNA-(apurinic or apyrimidinic site) endonuclease activity; DNA binding; oxidized pyrimidine nucleobase lesion DNA N-glycosylase activity. NCBI's taxonomy places the organism in Eukaryota, Metazoa, Nematoda, Chromadorea, Rhabditida, Strongyloididae. Gene Ontology annotation, cellular component: nucleus. The record is from RefSeq and is a predicted model, not a curated record. The coding region runs from base 1 to 861 and encodes 286 amino acids. The transcript has 2 exons. Gene Ontology annotation, biological process: nucleotide-excision repair; base-excision repair, AP site formation; base-excision repair.
AUGCCUACAAAAGUUUCAGAAAUAACUAGAAAGAAUUGCAUUAAACAUAUUUCAAAUUCUCAAGUUAAAUUAGAAAUGCCACGAAAAAGAAAUAUUUCAAGAACAGAUGGUCUUGUUAAGUGUAAUAAUGAAAAAAAUAAUUCCAAAAGAAAUGACAAAGAGAUAAUAAAAAGGGAAAAUGUAGUUGAUUUUGAGUAUCACAUAAAACAGAUUGAAACUAUGAGAAAUAAAAUGGUUGCCCCAGUUGACACAGUUGGGUGUCAUGCCUUAGCAGAUAAGAAAGCAGAUCCAAAAACAUAUAGAUUUCAAGUUCUCCUUUCCUUGCUUUUAUCUUCACAAACAAAAGAUGAAAUAACUGCAGGGGCAAUGAAUCGGUUAAAAAAUUAUGGAUGCACUGUGGAUAACAUGAUUAUUAGCGACAAAGAUACACUUGAAAAUUUAUUAAAACCUGUUUCUUUUUAUAAAAGAAAAGCUGUAAAUAUUAUUGAAAUUGCAAAAAUUAUUAAAAAUGAGUAUGAUGAGGAUAUUCCAAACACAUUUGAAAAUUUAUGCAAAUUACCAGGAAUUGGUCCAAAAAUGGCUAAUCUUGUAAUGCUUGUUGCUUGGAAAAAGUGUGUCGGAAUUGCUGUGGAUACACAUAUACAUCGAAUUGCAAAUCGCCUUCAUUGGGUUAAUACAAAAGAUCCAAUAAAGACGGAGAAAGACAUUGAAGAUUUUUUACCUCAUCAUCACUGGAGUACUAUUAAUAAGUUAUUCGUUGGAUUUGGGCAGACGAUUUGUAAAGCAGUGAACCCAUUAUGUCAAUCAUGUUUAUUAAAUGAUGUCUGCCCUUCAGUAAAUAUUAAAAAAGAAAAAAAAUAA